Molecule: messenger RNA, 870 nt
Organism: Microstroma glucosiphilum
Lineage: Eukaryota; Fungi; Basidiomycota; Exobasidiomycetes; Microstromatales; Microstromataceae
Exons: 3
Coding region: 81-794 (237 amino acids)
Biological process (GO): chromatin remodeling
Cellular component (GO): Ino80 complex
Source: RefSeq, a predicted model, not a curated record
ACCAUCACCACCAUCAUCUUCCUCUGCCGUCGCUCACCAUGUCACGCACAUCCGCAUCGGCCUCACCAGGCCCAUCCACAAUGGCCUUUCUGACCAUGUACAACCAACAUGACGCACCCAAGCCCUUUAAGCGAGUCCCCGCCUACUCGACUUCCGCCUCUGGCCGUAAGCGCAACUAUAAGCAGAUCAUCGCUCUGGAGCAAGAAGCCGCAUUUGAAUUGGGUGGAGCUGCUGGUGGAGCAGCCGGAAGCAAGAGGAGAAAGGGCGGUAAGCUAGGUGCGGGUGGAAAGAAGGAGGCGGGAGUAAUGAGUGCGGAUGGACGAUUGUUGCAGGGGGCGGCGGCGAAGCAGGCUAGACGAAGGGAAGACCGGCUGAAGAAGGAGGCGGAACAGGCUGCGAGGGAAGAGGCAGGGGAGGAUAUUAGUGGAACCGCUACGCCUACUGGCGAAUUGACGGCUGGAGGAAGCGGGGAUGGGGAUGAGAGCAUGGCUGAGGGAGAUGCCGAUGCGAGCACAAUCACGCCGACGGAGGAAGAAUUGGAACAGCAGAGACUGGAAGAGGAGGAGCGCAAGAGGAAGAGAAGUCUGCCGACUUAUCUCUCGGUCGAGGCACCUCCUUCCCUUCGUCCAGCCAAGAAGUACUGCGACGUGACCGGCCUAAUCGCCCCGUACACCGAUCCCAAGACGUCACUGCGCUAUCACUCUGCCGAAAUCUACGAGGUGAUCAAGACGUUUGGACCUGGCAUCGAUCAGGCGUAUCUCAGCUUGAGGGGCAGGGGGUCGACGCUAUUGUAACUGUCUUCUCUUUCGGGCGAUUAAGCCAUUGGACACUGUAGAAGCACUUGAGCAAUAAUACCACGAUGUACAUUCA